Messenger RNA from Seriola dumerili (greater amberjack), 3024 nucleotides. RefSeq names its product arrestin domain-containing protein 3-like. Gene Ontology annotation, cellular component: plasma membrane; cytoplasm. Bases 155 to 1108 code for a protein of 317 amino acids. The transcript is spliced from 6 exons. Gene Ontology annotation, biological process: protein transport. The record is from RefSeq and is a predicted model, not a curated record. Lineage: Eukaryota; Metazoa; Chordata; Actinopteri; Carangiformes; Carangidae.
GCCUGCUAAACUCACUGCUGUGGUGGUGAAGAGGCUCAGCGUUUUAAUUACAGUUACAUUUAUCCGGGCUAUCUUACUACACAGAAACGUUUAUUACACCGGAUAAAACUAGAUACGGUUUUUAUGUAUCUUUACCUUAACUCCAGUUUCAACGAUGUUCCAGCAGACCUUCAAGAAUUUCAACAUCAACUUAAACGUGUUGAACGAGAGGAAUACUUUCUCCAGUGGCGAACCAGUAACUGGACACUUCUCCUUCGACCUUACAAAGGAGACGAAAAUCACUUCAAUAACGGCGGCACUGGAAGGAAAAGCGAAUGUCCAUUGGUCUAGCGGAGGGGGAGGGAAGAAGAGACGACGCAGACACUUCGCGGCCAAACUGGAGUUUUUCAACUUGAAAGCCGUCAUCAUGCAAAGAAACGGUGCUACUGACGAGGCAGUAAAACUUCAGCCUGGCACACAUAUGUAUCCGUUUACAUGUCAGCUGCCACAGGGAGACUUCCCAUCCUCCUUUCAUGGACUUCAUGGAAAAAUAGCGUACAACUUGACAGUGGGCAUCAACAGACCAUGGCAUAUGUCUAAGGACUUUACAACAGAGCUGAACUUUGUAAACAGCAUUAAUGCCAACCAGCCAGAGCUGCAGACUCCUCUCUCAGGCUCCAACAAAAUGACAGUGUGCUGUCUAUGGUGUGCCUCCUAUCCUAUCACAAUGACAGCCAGUAUAGAGAAGAAAGGCUACAUUCCUGGUGAAACUGUGAAAAUAAUUUGCAAGUUUAGUAAUGGCUCAUCUCGAACAGCUACUCCAAAGGUGAGGCUGCAGCAGAAGCAGGUCUACUACACCAAAAACAAGGUCAACAAGAGGGAGUAUUGCAAGCUCUUGGUGUCGGUGGCUGGAGAGCCCAUCUGCAGUCACGCCUCUGACGUGCACACUGAGAUCAUGCUCACUAUUCCCUCAUCUGCGUCGCCCACCAUCUCUAACUGCAGCAUCCUGGUGGUUGAUUAUUUAAUUGAGGUGAACCUCAGUGGAUGGGCUUUCCCUGAUCUCACAGUUCUGUUUCCCAUCAUCCUGUGUGAUACCCCUGUAGGCAGUCCUCCCCCACCUUGUUUGUGAGUACAUAUGGGUGAGGGUCACUGGGAUUGAUUUCCUCCUUGCUCUCUCCCUCUUGUCUGGGCCGGGUGUCACCGAUGUAAGUGCACUUCCUUUAUCCGUUGUUUUCAAAUUAAGAGCACUCCAUGGAGUUGUGUAAUUGCGACUUCAGUUAAUUUCCAAUGAUGUUACUGGGAGAGCUUUACAGUAUUUCUCAGGGUUUUUGUAUGAGGCUCACCUGACCAGGGAUGGCCUCUUCUACUAAGCAUUACGUUUUUACAGGUCAAUAUAUGUUUUGAAAAAUAACUUUUGUGAUGUUUUUUUUUUUAUGCUUAAUUACAUUCACGAAUUUCCCCUAGGGGAUAAAUAAAAUAAAGUACAUACCCAUCCAUUAAAGAUGUCUCUUUUUUUAAUUUUGACAAACAUAAGAUGCUAAUUUAUGGGGCUAGAAUGGUGACAUUGACUUUGGCAUUGAAAGCAGAACCUGAACUGAAAAGGGAAACAAUGGCAUUGAAAAACUUGCAUUUGAAAAAAAUUGUAUUGAGGGGAAGAGCAAGGAGCACGUGAUUUAUUUACAUUCAGAAGCCUGACUGGACUGCAUACCUUGGCAAGGGCUUACACUGGCACACUCACGUUAGCGCUUGUUCCGGUGGACCUCUGCCAAAAGAGAAUCAUGUACGUUAAAAGUUAUCUUUGACACAGCAGCAGCAAAGAGGAGCAGACUUAUGGAUGUAAAGAAAUCACACGCUCCUUGCUCUUCCCCUCAAGCCCUCCCUCUCUACGCCAAAGUUGAAACUGAAAACCUGUGUUUUAUGUUUCAGUGGAGGUUUUCAGUGCCAUCAAAAUUUUUCAGUGCUAUUGUUUUUCAGUUUGGGUUUCCGGCUUCAAUGUAAAAUUUGAUUUUCAAUGCCAAAAUUGAAUGUCACUGUUCUAGCCCCAUACUAAUUCUAGUCUUUCCACAAUCAUAUUCUACCUCUACUAUUUUAUGUUUUGCAUGUCUCUGUAUGUGUACUACAACUGCAAAUUGUCAUUCUGUUUAAAAGUGCUAUAUGUAAGAAUGUGAAGCCAUUUUGUAUGAUUCACUUUUUUUCUUGCCAAUGUCUGAAUGCAUAUGAUGUUUCCUCACAUGGUCUGUCGGUGACAGUAGGGUACACUGCUCCUCUUCUCCUGGUGCGCUAUCCAAGCGCCACUAUUGACGGGUCUUCUCAAUAUUACAUAUACAACCUUGCAACCUUUUAAACAUGGUUCCCCCAUGUUUUCACUUGGUUAUUAAUACAUGUUGUCAGCGAAAAGUAGAUUUAAUCUAUGGAAGCAUAAGAAUAUAAUGUUAAAAAUGUAAUGUCAGUUUGGAUAUACACCGUAGUGCUUUGUUUAUACAGUUAGUGACUCUUCAGUAUAUUAGUUACAAGCCAAAGGCACAAAGUUUGCUUUAUGGAAAGUGCCUUAAAGCAUCAUACUGCCGUCAAACAGUUUUCAGUAUGUGUCUGUGUUUAAUCUAUGUAAUGUAAGUUUUGGAUUGUUGCAGAUGUUUAAAGGACAUUCAUCCAGUUUCACCACAUGUCUAAGUACAUUGAAGCAUCAGGGGAAAGGUGUUACAGUUUGAAUGUUAUUAGAUAGAUAGAUAGAUAGAUAGAUAGAUAGAUAGAUAGAUAGAUAGAUAGAUACUGUAUUUAUCCCCUAGGGGAAAUUCAUCUAAUAUAAAAUAUUACCACUUAAUGCCAUAAAAAAUAGUAUCAUGAUCAUGCAUUGACUCUUAACUGUAAUGAGCAAAGUGAUUUUAACUAUAUUAUUGUAAGUAUGUGUUAUGUAUGUUUUUAUUAUUAUUUAUCAUCUCAACUUCCAUCAUGUCUUGUUACAUAUACACUAUUGUCAUGUACAAACUGUAUUGCAUGUAAACUGUAUAGAGAAGUAUUUUACUCUAUAACCUGACAAAAAUAAAA